Messenger RNA from Xylaria bambusicola, 789 nucleotides. Its product is annotated as bladder cancer-related protein BC10-domain-containing protein. Bases 97 to 591 code for a protein of 164 amino acids. The record is from RefSeq and is a predicted model, not a curated record. The transcript has 2 exons. Lineage: Eukaryota; Fungi; Ascomycota; Sordariomycetes; Xylariales; Xylariaceae.
GCCAUACAUCCUGUAUAUAUUCAUUCUCUAUCCUGGGAGGGACCUAGUAAAUCGAAAAACAUUCAGCCAACCAGUUCGUCGCAUCACAACGCCACCAUGUUCUGUCUGAGGAGCUGGAUUCCACUCCUUUUCAUCCCCGCGAACGCCUCGCCGGCUUUCAUCUUCCUGUUCUUCGUCUGCACAUACUUCUUAAACCGGCCCUGCGUAUACUGUUCUAUACUACUGCUCAUCCUCUUUGUAACCUCAUGCUACUGGUCCGAUCGCUGUUUCUUCGAGUUCAGCAGCAACUGGUUCGCCCCACGGAUUACUUCGACUGCUUUCGAGUCUUGGAUCGACUCGCAUUAUCCUGCCAACGCCAGCACGACGACAGCCGCAGCGACCGUUGCCGCCGACCCCGCAACCUUCAACAUUUUUGAUAACUCUACUAUGGAGUCGCUGAACACCACUGCCAGCGCCCUUGCCAGCAUUGCCGCUGAUGGGAUUGCGCGCAAGAGGACCGAAUGGACUGGCCUGGGUAUUGAGUGGCUGAGGAGUCUGCUCGGCAAGAGGGAAUGGAGGAUUGAGUGCAUGGAUCUGAACAUCAGACUCUGAAUACGAUUUGAUAAGUGAUGUGAGCAGCAUAUGACAGGUCACAUUUGAGGCGGGGAAGGCCGCUCAACUGCAUGCAUCGGCGUUUCAUUUUUUGGCAUAGAUUUGAGGCAGGAGCAAUACAUCUACGCCCUGUGUGUGUAUGAGCCAUUGUACGUUCAAUAUUAAUAUAGAAUGAAAAGAUAACACCUUAAUUCUGCA